UCUCUUCCCCCGAGCCCUCUAUCGACCUCCUUUCUCUUUCUCUGCAACUUUGAGUGGUCUGCUUAUAAAGUAACAAGUUACCGGUAUCUGUGAAACACCAAGACCAUGAACCACACAACCAGCAGCAGCUAGGAAACACAUGCUCCACCACCAUCAGACUGAUCAACACAGUGACAGACCCCAAACACACCCACGCCUCAUCUUCUAACUCUCAAGCUGAGUGAAGGGGUAUUUUCAGAGAGCAACUAUAGAAUGUGACCUCCUUUUCAGCUAACAAACAGGAAUUAUUUUAUAGAACAGCAGCCCUCAUCAAAAGGAAGUCUGCUCUUUCUCUACUCUACAAUUCCUUCUCUGUGUGUAUCAGUUAGUCAACUGCUAGCUACCAGUGACAGUGAUARAUAAGGACAUACAGCCUGAGGAAACAGUCAAAUCCUUACAGAGAUGUCUGGUGGUCCCUUCUCCUGCUUCUCCAAACAGGGAAUACUACUUAUCCUAUUCUCCAACCUCCACUAUGGUGUGGGUGUUCCUCUGAUCAUCAACAAGAGAGUGGGGGACUCUGUGGAGCUGCUGGCAGGAUUAGAGAGGGAACAUUUCAAAUCCUUGGUGUGGAAGUAUAUGGGAAAGGUUAUUGCAGAAUUCAACUCAGAAGUUGUAUAUUCACCUGGAUCCCAGUUUGAGGGGAGACUAAAGAUGAACACCAAAAACGUCAGUUUAACAGUCAGAGAACUGACACUGCAAGACUCAGGGGAUUUUCUACUUACAGGUGAAGGGAACAAACGUCUGAUUGACAGUAAGACCAUCACUCUGAAAGUCCACGAACCUAUAUCCAAGGUGGUGAUCCAGAAAAAUAUCAAGCUAUUGGCCAACCRCUCCUGUACGGUACGGCUGGUGUGCAACGUGUCCUGCUACCACAACAUCACCUACACCUGGGAGAGAGACAAUGAGAUCUACGGGGACGCCCAGCAGAUUCACUUCUCUCUCUCACCAGCAGAGAGAAACAUCAGUGUAAAGUGCAACGCCUCCAACCUGGUCAGUUGGAAAACUGCCUUUGAGACAGUAAAGUGUAGAAAUGACACAACCACACCAGGUACCUAG
Messenger RNA from Salvelinus sp. IW2-2015, 1095 nucleotides. Its product is annotated as SLAM family member 8-like. The record is from RefSeq and is a predicted model, not a curated record. Lineage: Eukaryota; Metazoa; Chordata; Actinopteri; Salmoniformes; Salmonidae.